Messenger RNA from Serendipita indica DSM 11827, 2163 nucleotides. NCBI's taxonomy places the organism in Eukaryota, Fungi, Basidiomycota, Agaricomycetes, Sebacinales, Serendipitaceae. The record is from the annotation of a GenBank genome assembly.
AUGGACAAUGUGUCUCACGAAAAUGAUCGACGGCGACACGUUCGCGAUUCCCACUCGACUGCGGAACUCGACGAGCUCGUGACGAGCACACAGAAUGCGCGAGUACGAUUUUCUGUCGACGACGAAGCGUAUCAUGAUACCAGUGCAUCUUUGAAUGCUCUCGAGACGACGACAUCCAAGGAAACGAAGGCGAAUGGACUGAUAGAAACGGACAUUAUCCUCCCAAUGGGCGCGGAAGAGCUCGGAGCCUGCCGAGGUUUUAUGGAGAGGAUUUCUAUAUCCGAAUGGGCGAGGCUUGGUGCAAAACGCAGAGGAAAAGACGGCUCAAAGCAAGCUUGGUAUGCAAAGUGGACGGUAAAGGUCCAGCUCGCAUUCCUCAUCGCGGUCUUCGUGACGAGCAUGGUAUUCUCCAUUCAUAUCUAUCACCAUUCGCAUUUCAAGCCAUAUCCAUGGCGUAUUCAUUGUGCUUCACAGCCUGAAUUUCCUAUGCAAAAAUACCUCGACUCGGAGCAGGUCGGCGUCUUUGUAGGUGUAAUGACCAUGGCGAGCGAGAAGGCUGCAAAGAGGAGAAAUCAGAUACGUAAUAGUUGGGCGAGUCAUUGGGCAAGUCGAGGACGCUGGGCUACAGGAGGUGUACUCACCCAGGAUGAACUGCGUUCGCACGCAGGGAAUCCCAACGCACUCGAUCCAACUGCGAGAACGGUCGUCCGGUUCGUAAUGGGACACCCAAGGCCAGAGUGGCGAGAGCGUAUUCAACAGGAGAUGAGUGAAUACAAUGAUAUCAUCAUCUUGCCGAUGCGCGAGAACAUGAAUGACGGCAAAACGUUUGCCUUCUUCGACUGGUCGUUCAAACAUGCACUUGUCCCGUCACGACCGUCCAAUCUCACAUCGUUGCCUCCUAUACCAGACUCUUCUUCACAUGAUGCGGAUGGUGGCUAUGGUCGACGUUCUCCUCGUCCCCCACGACCGUCAUCGGCAAGUGACGGAUCGCUGCAUGGUUGGGCGUUGCACAACGCCUAUGACAGACGCCCGCCAGCACCGCACGAUCCAGUUGGCCACAAUGGAGAACGAUCUGCAGUUAAAGAUGGAUGGACGCGACCUGAUUUUGUGGUCAAAGCAGACGACGAUUCGUUCAUUAUGCUGGCAGAACUGGAGGCUAGGCUACGAGUGCUGGAUAGAAAGGGUGUUUAUUGGGGGUAUCCUGUUCGGGCAGGUCACGUCGACUUUCAUGCGGGCGAAGCGUAUGCCCUUUCGUGGGAUUUGGUUGGACAUGUUUCGACAUACGCACAUCGGCACGAGCGAAGGUCGGGCCAGACUACCUUGUCACUCAAUGCCACUCUGGAAUCGGAUGUGCGCGGGAAGCCACCUCCGCUACCGGACUUGAUAAAAUCCUCCUCGCGUCGUCGCGCGUCCGAAGUGCUACGUGGACGUAAAAGUCAUUGGCAUGGCAAAGGACGCAAACUAUUCCAGGAUCUAUCCCUCAACAUUGUGGGCCGCGAAGAUCAGGUGACAGCUGGGUGGAUGAAAGACCAUGGCGAAGAAUGGGGAGUGACAUGGUACGAUGAACGUUGUUGGGUUUACGAUGGCCCUAAAGCGGGCACGGUCUAUUCCAAGGGGUUCCUCUUCCCGGACGAGGUGGCGAGAAUUCGAACAGAAUGGUCUGCGGACGGGAGACAGAUCGAGCCUUCUUCUCCUUCGCCAAGAGUAGGGAGGGAAGAACAAGAGAGUAGCAGACCAGAGUACAAGCGCCUCCACGAUCCAACGUACUCGACGGUUCUUCGCGCCUUUUACCGGAACUCGUACCCCUUUGCUGUCAAGUGGGCGACCCUGUACAAAUCUCCUCUCUCCUUUCUCUCAUUUGAAGGCGGAGAGGACGUAGAGAUGGCGACAGACGCAUUGAUUGAGGGGAGCAAGCUCAGCAUGCUUUCGACCGACUCUGGGGACGACACAUCAGAAGCGAGUCGACGGUGGAAUCUUGACAUAGAACAUGGUUGGAGGGGACGAUACUUGCUGGGGAGCGUUGAUUCACCGCAGAGCCGUGUGCCGAUAGGCGGGUCGGUGGUCGUGCACUACAUUAAGCAAGACCAGCACUGGAAUGAAUGCGUGGGUAUCUUGCUUGAUGCGUGGAAAAGGGAAAAGGCGCAUCUAGAUACGCGCGGUUAG